CCAGCAGUCGGCAUGAGUACCCCGUGCGAACCGCCUCAUUCCGGAGCCGGCGACUUUCGGUCGGCAUCCUCGUGGUCGCGCGCGCUCUAAGGACAUGCUGUGCAAUGUCGGAGCCAUCCCCUGCCAACGACCUGGCCUCGGUGGGGACCUGGCUCGAAUCGAACCCGGGGGCGGUCGAACUGUGGCUGAGGGAGCACGCGUCCCCCGAGCUACGACAACGUGUCCAGCAGGCCGUGCUGCAGCCGGCCGCCGCGAAGAGGACGUCCAUCACCUCCGACUUGUUCCAGCUUUGGCUGGCCGCGUCGCCCGCCAAUAACGACAAGAACUUGGACAAUGGCAGGCCGACGAAGGACCUGGAGUCCAUGGAGGAGUCGGAGCUCUUCAUGGAGCUCAUCAGGGACGUCGCCAACGAGUUGGACAUCAACGUGCUCUCGCACAAAAUUCUUAAGAAUGUUAGCAUACUGACGCACGCGGACAGAGGGUCGUUAUUUUUGGCGCGAGGGCCGCCGGAAGAUAGGUACUUGGUGGCGAAGCUUUUCGACGUGAGGCAUGACACCACUUUGGAAGAGGCAGUUAAGAUGGCCAGGUCUGAGGAGAUUCGGAUUCCCUUUGGAGUUGGCAUCGCUGGUACCGUCGCCCAAAGCAAGAGCCUCAUCAACAUUAAAGAUGCCUAUUUGGACCCCAGAUUCAACAGCGAAAUGGACCAAAAGACGGGCUACAAAACGAACGUAAUCCUGUGCAUGCCGAUCUGCAACUACGAAGGAGACGUGAUCGGCGUCGCCCAAAUCAUCAACAAAACCAACGACUCGCAGGAGUUCACGCAGCACGACGUCGAGGUGUUCAGACGUUACCUGACCUUCUGCGGCAUCGGCAUCCAGAACGCACAACUCUUCGAGAUCUCCGUCCUCGAAUACAAACGCAACCAGAUCCUGCUGAACCUGGCGCGCAGCAUUUUCGAGGAGCAGAACAACUUGGAGUGUCUCGUUACGAAAAUAAUGAAGGAAGCGCAGGAUUUAUUGAAGUGCGAGCGAUGCGCCGUUUACUUAUUGGACUUGAAUUGUUGCGAGGCGAACCAUUUGGAACGGAUACUGGAACGUCCCGGCCGAACCGUACAACGUCACGCGCCCCUAAACCGAGUGGAGAGCGGCACCGUGACCGCUGACGACAUGAGGGAGAGCGGCUUGAGGAAACCGAGUCCCUUUACGACCAUCUUCGAGUUAAGGGAGGGCGGACAGAAGAGCAUGGUCUCCCGGCCUUCCUCCUUCGACUUGGCCAGUUCCACCCUCGCUCAAAUUGCAGGCUAUGCGGCAUCGACGGGGCAGAUUUUGAAUAUUGGGGACGUCAGGGCUUGGCUCAACGAAAAACACAGCGAGGGCGACGCGGAGUCGGCGAGAACGAUUCUGUGCAUGCCCAUCAUCAACGGACAACACACACUCAUAGGAGUGGCACAAUUGAUCAACAAAGACAACGGGUCCCCGUUCACCGAUUGCGAUGUAUCCCUGUUCGAGGCGUUCGCGAUUUUCUGCGGCCUCGGCAUCCACAACACCCAGAUGUACGAAAACGCUUGUAAACUGAUGGCGAAGCAGAAAGUCGCCCUUGAAUGUCUGUCGUAUCAUGCCACGGCCAGCAACGACGCCACCGAACAACUGGUCAAAGAGAACAUACCGUCGGCAAACAAUUUCAAUUUGUACAGCUUCACUUUUAUCGAUUUCGAAUUGAACGACGUGGACACGUGUAAAGCCACGAUUAGGAUGUUUUUGGAGUGUAAUUUGGUGCAACAAUUUCACAUCCCAUAUGACGUUUUGUGUCGAUGGGUUCUGAGUGUAAAGAAGAACUACCGACCGGUGAAGUACCACAACUGGCGACACGCACUGAAUGUAGCCCAAACUAUGUUUGCGAUGUUCAAAACCGGGAAGAUGGAGCGUUUCAUGAGUGAUCUGGAGAUUUUGGGACUGUUGGUGGCGUGUUUAUGCCACGACCUGGAUCACAGAGGAACAAACAACGCGUUCCAGACUAAAACUGAGUCGCCGUUGGCAAUUUUGUACAGCACAAGUACGAUGGAGCAUCAUCACUUCGAUCAGUGCGUCAUGAUCCUCAAUACUGACAGCAAUAAUAUUUUCCAAGCAUUGUCACCUGACGACUACAGAAAGGUGAUGAGAGUUGUGGAAACUGCAAUCUUAUCGACUGACUUAGCAAUGUACUUUAAGAAGAGGAAUAAAUUCCUGGAGCUCAUCGACAACGGCGAGUUCGACUGGCAAAGCGACGACAAGAAAGAACUAUUAUCCGGUAUGAUGAUGACGGCCUGUGAUGUGAGCGCAAUAGCCAAACCUUGGGACGUCCAGCACCGAGUCGCCAAACUAGUAGCAGACGAAUUUUUCGACCAGGGCGACUUAGAGAAACUGCAACUUAAGGAGCAGCCAGUGGCUAUGAUGGACAGAGAACGAAAGGAUGAACUGCCUCAGAUGCAGGUGGGUUUCAUAGACGUAAUCUGCCUUCCACUCUACAGAGUGUUGUCCGAAACGUUCCCGUGGGUGAAGCCCUUGUAUCAAGGGACUUUGGAGAACCGGAAGCACUGGCAGGAUCUGGCCGAAAAGGUCGAAAUGGGACUGACUUGGAUCGACCACGACACCAUUGACAAACCCAUCGAAGCUUUUGCAGAUACUGAGACGAAAGAAGAUAUAGAACUUACUAUUCAGACUCUCAAUACAUGUAAUCAGCCGGUGGAGAUUAAGAAAAAGAACAAGCACAAGUUGUGUUGUUUGUUGUGACAUCUAUUUUAAGUGGUGCCCUUGUGGGAACAUUUUCAUCGCGUUUUAUAGAAAAUGGAAGAAAACAACAUUAUCUGUCCAAUAGCGCAAACAAAAUAAUUUAUGUGAUUGAUUUUGAUAUUAUUGGUGACUGUAUGCUUUAAUUAAACUUAAGUUUAACAUAAUUUUAAUACGAAUUCCAUUUACUCAGCAUCAAAACGAUUGUGUAACAAUAAAUUGAUUUACGUUGACAAUACAAGUUGACUCACAAUAAAAAUAAGUAGUUAAUUGUAUAAAACCUUUUACACCUACUAUUAGAUUUUACUCUUUCCUCUUGUGUAGAUUUUAUCUAUUGAUGUGAAACUUAGCAAAAUACUAGUAAAUAGUGUAGAAUUCCAAAAACAUAGUGUCAAUUUAAGUUUGAUGUUGGGCAGAUGAUAUUUAGAAGUAAAAAACUCAUUGUAAUAGAUGUAUAUGUAUGAUUUUCUACAUUUAAACUAUUAAAGGUGAUGCUUCAAAACCAAAAAGACAUAGUGAAAGAGAGAAAUUUGUAUCUACCAAACAAUAAUGUAUAUAUAGUGAACUAAAACGAUUGUUAAUAAGUAGGAUACAAAAAUAUAUACAUUUAUUCUAUUAUGUAUUACAAUAUUUGUGAUUUAAACUUAUACAUCAUAGGAAAGGUAUUUCAUUUUAUUUCUACAACUAUUUUUGUUAUUGACUUAUGUUUAUUUAUAAAAAAUGUUAAUAAAUAAGUUAAUCCUUGAA
This is a messenger RNA of Aethina tumida (small hive beetle), 3512 nucleotides long. RefSeq names its product cGMP-specific 3',5'-cyclic phosphodiesterase. Gene Ontology annotation, molecular function: protein binding; 3',5'-cyclic-nucleotide phosphodiesterase activity. Gene Ontology annotation, biological process: signal transduction. The coding region runs from base 105 to 2768 and encodes 887 amino acids. NCBI's taxonomy places the organism in Eukaryota, Metazoa, Arthropoda, Insecta, Coleoptera, Nitidulidae. The record is from RefSeq and is a predicted model, not a curated record. The transcript is spliced from 11 exons.